This is a messenger RNA of Macrobrachium nipponense, 5624 nucleotides long. Its product is annotated as DNA (cytosine-5)-methyltransferase PliMCI-like. NCBI's taxonomy places the organism in Eukaryota, Metazoa, Arthropoda, Malacostraca, Decapoda, Palaemonidae. Gene Ontology annotation, molecular function: chromatin binding; DNA (cytosine-5-)-methyltransferase activity; zinc ion binding. Gene Ontology annotation, cellular component: nucleus. The coding region runs from base 143 to 4837 and encodes 1564 amino acids. The record is from RefSeq and is a predicted model, not a curated record. Gene Ontology annotation, biological process: negative regulation of gene expression via chromosomal CpG island methylation. The transcript is spliced from 24 exons.
ACUUGUCCCAUUUCCCCCACAAUUGUGCGCGCCAAAUUUCGCUAACUGUGCUACUGUCAAGUUGAUUUCUGCCUUUGCUUCUUCAUUUGUAAUAAUUAUUUUGUGACGUUACGAGUUAGGACUUAUAUUUUGUGACGUUACGAUGCCGGGAGUUAUUUCCCAGACACCAGGAGUACCUGAAAGUGUGAGGAGAAAGGUUACAGAAUUACAGGCGGAAUAUAAAGAAGAGGAAGUAACCCAGAAAGGUUACAUUAAACGACUUCGAAUUCUUUUGAAGGAUCAUUUAACUGAAACAGUAUCUAAGGAAAUUGUCACUUUAGAGAGUCAGUUUAGAGAUGAAGAAAUAACAGAGAAAGGGCUUAACAACAAGCUCGAGAAUUUGCUAGAAUCAUGGUUAAACUCAUCCCAGAUUGAGGAUAAGAAGGAAGCAGUUAAGGAAUCAAAUGCAAAGAAUGAUUCUUUCAAAGAUAAACUAACUCUGUUUGCCAAUAAAGAAAAUGACAAGAAUGUAGGCAACAACAGCAGCUCUUUGACUGGUGGUAGCACAACAUCAAGUAGUGGCAAUGGAACACAGAGCAAGAAUGGAGAAGCAGCAAGCAGUGAUAAUGGGUCAUUGGAAGAAAAAAGUGGGCCAUCAGGCAGUGGAUUAGGGAUUUCUGGAAAUGGUACCACUCCUGUUAACAAAUCUGAAAGUAAAAAUGUUAAAAAAGUAGAUGAGGAUGACUCUAACAAUGAAGAUGUGGAAAUGGAAGACAUUACUAUUAAGAACAGUAAAAAGGGUAAAGGUUCUACACCACGUCGAACUAGGAGAUCUGUUGAUAAAGCUCAACGAUCAAUCUCAGACAUGUUUGUUUCCAAACGUAAAUGUGAGGAACAGAACUUGAAGGAAGAAGUAGAUGAUGGGCACAGUGAGAAGAGACAGAAAAAGAACACUGAUUCAGUUGUUGAAGAGGAUGGCAAGUCUGAUGAUGCAAGUAAACCAGAUACUGAAAGUGAGAAUAGCAACAAUAGCACCCCAAAGAUACAGGGUCGUUGUGAGAUUUGUCGGCAGCAUCUUAAUAGUGCUGACCUUAUGUUGUUUCCUGGUCAUCCUGAUGGUGCAGUAGAGGAAUUUAUUGCCCUGACAGAUCCAAAAUUGUCACUCUUCACUGGUGAAGAAGAAUUUGUCCAUGAAAUGGAUGAGAGGCCACAACAGAAGAUAACUGGAUUCAAUGUCUAUGACAAGGAAGGUCACUUGUGUCCAUUUGAUGGUGGCCUGAUAGAGCGAAAUGUCCUUUUGUAUUUUUCUGGAUACUUGAAACCCAUCUAUGAAGAAAACCCUGAUAUAGAGGGAGGAGUUCCAGCCAAAGAAUUGGGACCCAUUAAUGAGUGGUGGAUUUCUGGAUUUGAUGGAGGAGAAAAAGCUCUUAUUGGAUUCUCUACUGCUUAUGGUGAAUAUAUAUUAAUGAACCCAAGUGAAGCCUACUCUCCAUUUGUUGAUGCUGUUCGGGAAAAGAUUUACCUGAGCAAACUGGUUAUAGAGUUUCUAGUAGAGAACCCAGAUUCUGCCUAUGAAGACUUACUCAAUAGCCUCCAGACAACAGUCCCUCCUAGUGGUUUGGGUAUGAUUACCGAAGACUCAUUACUUAGACAUGCUCAAUUUGUCUGCGAUCAGGUGCAUAAUUUUGAUUUGGCAGGUGAAGAUACAGAUGACAUGCUAAUUGCAACACCUUGCCUUCGGUCAAUUAUUAAGCUGGCAGGAGUCACUCUUGGUAAACGUCGAGCCUUAAGACGUAGUGUGCCAAAGAUAAAGGUGAAGAUGCCCAAGUGGAGCAAAGCAACAACAACUCCAUUGGUUAGAAAUUUGUUUGAGAGUUUCUUCUCAGACCAAAUUGAAGCUGACAAAGAGAGUACUUGGAAGAAAAAGCUUCGAUGCGGAGUUUGUGACGCAUGUCAGCAGUCAGAUUGUGGUGAGUGUAAAUUCUGCAAAGAUAUGAUUAAAUUUGGAGGUUCGGGCAAAAGUAAGCAAUGCUGCAUAAAUCGUCGAUGUCCAAACAGACUUAUAGCAGAAGCUGAAGAUAAUGAAGUAGAAGACCUAGAUGGUAUUGAAUUGGAAGAUGCACCAUCCAGCAAACCCAGACAACAUCGUAUUCGAAAGCAUACACAUCGGAUUUCUUGGCAAGGUGACCCUAUAGUAAAAGAAGGCAAAAGAACAUAUUACAGUUCAGUACAUAUUAAUGAUGAAUUGUAUAGUGUAAAUGACAGCGUAAUGGUAGAGCCUGAUGAUCCCAAGACACCAGUUUAUUUGGCUAGAAUUAAUCACAUGUGGGAAGAUAACAAGGGAGAGAAACAUUUCCAUGCAGAUUGGUAUUGGCGAGGAUGUGACACUGUUUUAGGAGAGACAGCAGAUCCUCUGGAACUCUUCAUAACUGAGGAUUGUGAAGAUACACUGUUGAGUUCAGUGAUGAAAAAGGUAAAUGUCAUGAGGUACAAAGCUCCUGACAGUUGGAAGGAACUGGGAGGUAUCCAGGAUCCUGAUCAAUAUUAUCCUAUAAAGGAGGAUGAUGGUCUUCACUUCUGGUAUCAAAUGAUGUACCACUCUCAGAAUGCACGUUUUGAGGAAAUACCAGAUGAGCAGGAGGUUGUCGAUGAUGACAAAAAACACCGUCACUGUAUAUCAUGUGCUCGUAUUAAAAAACGUGAGUUGAGGGAAUCUUGUGUCCUGGGGAAGAGCCUAGAGAGCUCAAAGGAUAGUGAGAAAUUGUUUGCAUCUCUUGGUUACCUGGAUUAUGAAUUUAAUGUUGGUGAUUGUAUGUUUGUCAACCCAGAUGCUUUUACAUUUAAGAUCCAACCAGCUGUACCUCCAAAAAAAGCAGAGAAAAAGAAGAAUGUUGAUGAAGAUAUGUAUCCAGAGUAUUACAGAAAAAGUGACAAUGUAAAAGGUUCAAAUGAAAAGACUCCAGAUCCUUUCAGAAUUGUCAGAAUUUUGAAGAUAUUUUCUCGCAGUCCAGAAUCUGUCCAGAGACCUAGUGAAGUGUUUGCUCGUGUCGCAAAAUUCUAUCGUCCUGAGAAUACACACAGAGGUGUUUCAGCCUCAUUUCAGGCUGAGCUUAAUCUUCUUUACUGGAGUGAUGAAGAGGUAACAGUGUCUUUCAGUGAUGUAGCUGGCAAGUGUUGUGUGUCCUAUCAAGAGAACAUCACUAAUCCAAGUGUAGAUGACUACAUGAAGGAAGGACCAUACAGGUUUUUCUUCUCUCAGGGCUACAGUCCUGAAGAUAGAGAAUUUUAUGAGCCCCCAGCAAAGGCACAACUUAUGGGAAGCACUGGAAAGGGUAAAGGAAAGGGAAAAGGAAAAGGAAAGGGCAAAGGUAAAAGUUCUGAAGAUGAUGAGCAGAACAACACAUCCCAAGGUUUUGAAGGAUAUCCGCAGAUCAAACACAAGCUUCGAACUCUUGAUGUCUUCUCUGGAUGUGGUGGCCUUUCAGAAGGGUUCCAUCAGGCUGGUGUUAGUGAAGCAAACUGGGCCAUUGAAGUGUUUGAACCAGCUGCUCAAGCAUACAGACUGAACAAUCCAUCCGCAACAGUUUUCACUGAUGAUUGUAAUAUGCUCCUAAAGAUGGUCAUGGAAGGUGGAAAUACCAAUAGCAAAGGUCAGCGUUUGCCCCAAAAAGGUGAUGUAGAAAUGCUUUGUGGUGGUCCUCCUUGUCAAGGAUUUUCAGGGAUGAAUAGGUUUAAUUCCCGGCAGUACUCUCAGUUUAAGAAUUCAUUAGUUACGUCAUACCUCUCCUUUUGUGAUUAUUACCGUCCAAGAUUUUUCAUAUUGGAGAAUGUACGGAACUUUGUCUCCUACAAGUGCUCGAUGGUCUUGAAGCUUACAAUGAGAGUCCUUGUAAAAAUGGGAUACCAGUGUACUUUUGGUGUAUUACAAGCUGGAAAUUAUGGAGUUGCUCAAACACGUCGAAGAGCUAUCGUCAUAGCUGCCGCUCCUGGAGAAAAGCUCCCUUACUACCCAGAACCUACUCAUGCAUUUUCACCCAGAGCAUGUCAGCUGUCUGUGGUAGUUGAUAACAAAAAGUUCACCUCUAAUUGCCAAUGGGUGGAGUCAUGCCCUCUGAGGACAAUCACAGUUCGUGACACAAUGUCAGAUUUGCCAGAAAUUCGGAAUGGACAUCGCAAAGAAGAAAUUAGUUAUGGAACAGAGCCAGAGUCCCAUUUCCAGCGUCUGAUCCGUGGCAACCAGUACCAGCCAAUUCUUAGAGAUCAUAUUUGCAAGGAUAUGGCUCCUCUAAUUGAAGCUCGAAUGAAGCACAUUCCUACUGUUCCUGGAUCUGACUGGAGAGACCUUCCUAAUAUUGAAGUCAAACUUCCAGAUGGCACAGUAUCCAAAGUACUAAAAUACACUCAUCCAGACAAGAAGCAAGGCAGAUCAUCUACUGGAGCUGUAAGAGGUGUAUGUUCUUGUGCUGCUGGCAAGGCAUGUGAUCCAAUGGACAAACAGUUCAACACCCUCAUCCCUUGGUGUCUGCCUCACACUGGCAACCGUCACAAUAACUGGGCAGGCCUUUAUGGGAGACUGGAGUGGAAUGGAUUCUUUUCUACUACUGUCACAAAUCCUGAGCCAAUGGGAAAGCAGGGUCGUGUACUCCAUCCAGAACAGAAUCGUGUUGUAAGUGUUAGAGAAUGUGCUCGAUCACAAGGCUUUCCUGAUACAUAUCGAUUUUAUGGGAGCAUCUUGGAGAAGCAUCGGCAGGUUGGAAAUGCAGUUCCUCCACCGAUGGCAAGAGCAAUAGGGUUGGAAAUCCUCAAGUGCGUAAGUGCUGAGGAAAAACAGAAAGAAAAGAAAGGUGAUCAGGUUUAACAGCAUUGAAAGUGACUUUGUCAAACAAUUUUUAUAUCAGUGCUGUAUGCAGAUUCAGGCAUUAAUUUGAAUUAAAGGUUUGGCGCCAAAUGUUACAGCAUACAAAAUUUACUAAUACUUGUCGUAUGCUCAUAGUUAUGGACCAGUUUGAAAAUUUUAAUCUUUUAGUUCUUGGUGUUAACACCAAUUGGAUCAUUCUUUUUAUCAAGUAAAACAGUUGCUUGAAAUAAGGUCUUAUGAACAUUCUGUGAUGUAUGUUGUAAGAAUUUUAAACAUUUAUUAAGGAAAAUUUUAACGAAACAAUAGUUUUUUCAGAUACGUAUUCAAAAUGUCUAUUUUUUUAUUCUUAUUAUGAACAAAAGACAUUUUGGUAUAAUAAUGAAAUAUUUAAUAUCUUAAUAUAGUCUUGUAAACAGAUGUUAAUUUCAUAGCUAAUUGAUUAUGACAAGAGGUUGAAUCCAUAAUGGCCAUGCAAAAACAUCCCUCUUGAUUUUUAAUAGUUUCAUAUAAGUACUGGAUUUUGCAGAGUAUUCUGAGCUUUGUUUAUUCACAGUAUAAAUUGAUAUUGGCCAUUAAAAAAAAAUUUUCUAACUUGUGAUAAUUCCAUUUUUUCAGUAACAUUAUUUAAUGGCUCAUGUACAGUAUAUUGUAAAGACUUUAGGAGUAAUUCAUAUCAUUCAUGCUUUACAGAUGUUGAAGAAUUAACAUCAUCAUUUUGACAGCAUGCUUGUGAAUAUCUUGACAUUUACUUGUUUUUAUGUAUAAAAAUAAAUCUUAAGAUAUUUUA